UCGGGCCUGAGGCCACUGGUUCCAGGCCUUUACGCGGUCGGCAUUAAGCCGAGGGUCCACCUCUGGUUCUUCUCCCGAAAACCUUAAAAGGAUCCUUUUUGCCCUAGCUCAUCUCCAAUCUCUCUGUCCGAACUUUUUAAUCGUCAGUAUCAGCUCCAUUGAACCAGGUACUCUCCCUCUGCCCCUCAUCGAACCAGGGAAUCUCUCUCUCUCUCCCUCUCGUACUCCCUCUCUACCUCAUCGAGCCAGGGAAUCUAUCUCCCUCUCUCUGUCUCUCCCUCUCUCUGUCGAACCAGGACCAGCGAUGAUUAGACUAUUCAAAGUCAAGGAAAAGCAGAGAGAAGCUGCUGAAAAUGCCAAUGGCAGAGCACCUGUCAAGAAGCAGAGUGCUGGGGAGCUUCGGCUGCAUAAAGAUAUCAGUGAGCUGAACCUACCCAAAAGUACCACCAUAUCAUUUCCCAAUGGAAAAGAUGAUUUGAUGAACUUCGAGGUUAGCAUCCGACCUGAUGAAGGAUAUUACCUUGGUGGUACCUUUUUGUUUACUUUUCAGGUAUCUCCUAUAUAUCCUCAUGAGGCUCCAAAGGUCAAGUGCAAGACAAAGGUAUAUCAUCCAAAUAUUGACUUGGAAGGAAAUGUGUGUCUUAACAUUCUGCGUGAAGAUUGGAAACCUGUAUUGAACAUCAACACCAUCAUCUAUGGCUUACAUCAUCUUUUCACGCAACCAAAUCAUGAAGAUCCUCUGAAUCACGAUGCUGCUGCAGUCCUAAGAGACAACCCUAAGAUGUUUGAGGUCAAUGUGAGGAGGGCGAUGGCUGGGGGCUAUGUGGGCCAAACCUACUUCCCCAGGUGCAUGUAAAAUGAAGUUUCCCCACCUCCUGGUCCUCGAAAAUAAUGUCAGAGCCCCAAACUCAAUAGCCCGGCUAUGCCCUAUUUCUGAAACCUUAGUGUUAUGGCUCAGUCCUGGUGCCUGAUUCUGUGUAAUUGAUGGGGUUCUGUGCCCUCUCUCCUCCUGUCAAAUCACAUUUGUGUAAAGUUGGGAAAUACUGGUUUGGUUUAUGCUUGUUUUGGUUUGGUUUGAAGGUGUAAACUGAUAUACUGUCAUGUGUAUGUUUCCAUCCCAAUGACUUCGGUAUCAUUUUGUAUGUGUAUUCUUCUAGGGGUUAAACCCUUUUAUUUAAGUGUGAAAGCCCUCAAAUAGUGAACUUUGAGGUGGCUUAGUGUGAAAGCCUCAAAUAAUGAACUUUUAGGUGGCUUAUAUGGUUAUUAAGUAACUGAAUAUCCCUUGUAACGGUACAAAGGACUAUUAGGAACAUGCUCAUAUGACCAUGCAUUUGGUA
Molecule: messenger RNA, 1337 nt
Organism: Amborella trichopoda
Lineage: Eukaryota; Viridiplantae; Streptophyta; Magnoliopsida; Amborellales; Amborellaceae
Gene: RCE1
Product: RUB1 conjugating enzyme 1
Source: RefSeq, a predicted model, not a curated record